Messenger RNA from Arvicola amphibius (Eurasian water vole), 3900 nucleotides. RefSeq names its product mitochondrial dynamics protein MID51. The transcript is spliced from 4 exons. Gene Ontology annotation, biological process: mitochondrion organization; positive regulation of mitochondrial fission. The record is from RefSeq and is a predicted model, not a curated record. NCBI's taxonomy places the organism in Eukaryota, Metazoa, Chordata, Mammalia, Rodentia, Cricetidae. Gene Ontology annotation, cellular component: mitochondrial outer membrane. Bases 198 to 1445 code for a protein of 415 amino acids.
AAAGGCAAGAAGGAUGACAAUGGCAUCGGCACAGCCAUUGAUUUUGUGCUCUCCAAUGCCCGGCUGGUGCUGGGUGUGGGUGGAGCAGCCAUGUUGGGCAUUGCCACCCUGGCAGUUAAGCGGGGGAGGAGAAGUGUCGGGAAGGAGACAGAAGGAGGAGGGCUGGUAUAUGUCCUGGGUCCUCUCUGGUGUUGCAGAUGUAUGAUCGGGCAAUCAGUGCCCCUACCAGCCCCACCCGCCUGAGCCAUUCAGGAAAGAGGAGCUGGGAAGAGCCAAACUGGAUGGGCUCCCCUCGACUGUUGAACAAGGACAUGAAAACAGGCCUGAGCCGGUCUCUGCAGACUCUUCCCACAGACUCCUCUGCCUUUGACACAGAUACAUUCUGCCCACCCCGGCCCAAACCACUUCCCAGGAGGGGCCAGGUAGACUUGAAGAAGUCACGACUCCGCAUGUCCCUGCAGGAGAAACUUCUUUCUUACUACCGGAACCGGGCAGCCAUCCCUGCUGGAGAGCAGGCUCGGGCCAAGCAAGCUGCGGUGGACAUAUGUGCUGAGCUCCGGAGCUUCCUGCGGGCCAAGCUGCCUGAUAUGCCACUUCGGGACAUGUAUUUAAGUGGCAGCCUCUAUGAUGAUCUGCAGGUGGUGACAGCUGACCACAUCCAACUCAUUGUCCCUCUUGUGCUGGAGCAGAACCUGUGGUCAUGUAUACCUGGCGAGGACACUAUCAUGAAUGUUCCUGGAUUCUUCCUGGUCCGUCGUGAGAACCCAGAGUACUUUCCUCGUGGUAGCAGUUAUUGGGACCGCUGUGUUGUAGGUGGCUACCUCUCCCCAAAGACAGUGGCAGACACGUUUGAGAAGGUAGUGGCAGGCUCUAUUAACUGGCCAGCCAUAGGGUCCCUCUUGGACUAUGUGAUCCGACCAGCACCACCCCCAGAGGCCCUGACACUAGAAGUGCAGUAUGAGAGGGACAAACAUCUUGUCAUUGACUUCCUGCCAUCAGUGACCCUUGGUGACACUGUCUUGGUGGCCAGACCACACCGCUUAGCUCAGUAUGACAACAUGUGGCGGCUGAGCUUGCGUCCUGCUGAGACGGCACGCUUACGGGCUUUGGACCAGGCUGACUCAGGCUGCCGAUCUCUGUGCCUCAAGAUACUCAAGGCCAUAUGCAAGUCCACUCCAGCUCUGGGCCACCUUACUGCCAGCCAACUAACCAAUGUCAUCCUCCACUUGGCCCAGGAGGAGGCUGACUGGUCUUCAGACAUGCUGGCUGACCGCUUUCUGCAGGCCCUGCGGGGACUCAUCAGCUACUUGGAGGCUGGAGUCUUGCCCAGUGCUCUGAACCCCAAGGUGAACCUAUUUGCAGAGCUCACCCCUCAAGAAAUAGACGAAUUGGGAUAUACUCUCUACUGCUCGUUGUCUGAGCCAGAGGUGCUGCUGCAGACGUAGGGCAGGUGAAGGCUGGAGUGGGCAUCGGGUGAUCAGGCCCAGAGUCUCUGUUAGAAACACUUGGCUACAUGGUUGGUGCCUCACAGGGUCCCUAGGUGCCUCCUGUUUUGCUGGUCAUUGUCCUGGUCAAUUCAUGCUGAUUAGAAUGACAUCCCUUUGGUUUUCCCACCCAACCCUAUUUUUGUUACCAAACACUGUGCUCCCUACUGCCUCCUUGCUCUAGGCUGAUUUUUCUGGAACGAACAGAGAAGGUGGAGUGCUGGCCUCAGCUGUUGGGUGUUUUUUGGUUUUUUUUGGUUUUUUUUUUGCCCGAAAAUUCUUGCUUUCCUAUCUGCUCUGCACUGUUCUGCCCUUUGGCCUCUUAUUUGCUGUCUUCUCUGUCUUUCCUUUUCUUGGUCACACCUCUUUUGCUCUUGCACCUGGAGCACAUCUGCCUAUUGAAGAUGUCACAGAAGAGCUGAUUGCAUGUUUCCAAGCUGAGCUCUGCAGAGUAAUGAGACAGUACAGUAUUUGGGUUUCCGGGGAGGCUGGCGGAGAGUCUCUGUCCUGGCAAAUCAGCCUUUGGUUCUGCUUCCUGGAAAGCAAGCUCCUUUCCCCUCCCCCAAGCAGCUCCUGUUUAUCUGCUAGGAAUUUUUCACCUGGGAAUGGUACAUAGAGGAAGAACCAAUGCAGUUAUUUAUUGGAGACUUUUUUUUUAUGGCUAUCAGUGGGAUCACAGGGGGAGGGGCUCUGUUCCUACUGUCUGUGUCUGUCUGUGGUCACAAAAGUCACACAGGUAGUGGGGAAGCUUGGGGGCUUCGCUGACAGUACCUCCAAAGGUGCUGGUUUCCUUUAUUGCCAACAGAAGAAGGCCUUGCUGUAGCAGUAGAGGCCAAGGGAAGGCAAUAGGAGGCUGAGUGUCAGUUGAAACCCAGUAACCAGGUUUUCUUCUCGACAGGCUCUACCUUCUUAAAUGUUGCCUUAGAGCAAGAACACACCCAGGGCCAAUACCCCCCAUCUGACUCCUGUCCCCAUUGAUCUGGAGAGUGUUUGCUGAACACUGUAGGUAUCUCCACAGGCCAGAGGGCACAUGAUCAUGCCAGCCCUUGUCCCUUUCCUAUCUCCUGGGGAGAUUGGUGCUACCUAGGAAGAGGGUACAUAGAUAAGAUACACAGAAAAGAGUUGGGGCUUCCACUUUGCUGCUAAGAUCCCUAUUUAUGGCCGUGUAAUUGUAUCCUAGGGAUGAGGGGAAGGGAGGUGGUUAGUAUAUCCAUUCAUGACAAAAAGCUGACAGUAACUCUGGUUCUGAUUUGCCCAUCUAGCAUUUUGUUCUCCCAUCAAGUCUUUCUAUUUUAACUCUUACUACCUCUCCAUCAGUGUGAUGCACUCUGCAGCUGUGUUGGCCCUUCCUUAUGAGGGUGACAUGAAGUGACUAUAAAUAGCACUGACUCUUCAGCAGCCCACUUGAAAUGAGGGUAGAGAUAGAUAACUUGCCAUUUCCCCCUCCCAUUAGGUUAGGAGGUCCUUUCUGCCUCUUCUCCCAUAUAUCUGACUUCUUCAGGAGUUUCUCUUUGAUUUGUGUAAGACAGUGUGAGAAACUUGAAAACGAUAAAGCCGAGAACCCUAACUGAAACAUGAUGCCCUGGCUGUCUAUAAUAAUGAAAUGGGAGCUGAAGACCGUGUUGCCUGUCGGACUUAGUGGGUGUAGAGGGCUGACAUUGAGGGGUCCAAGGUUCUAGCUGGUGCCUGUUGUUGGGGUGGGGGGGUUGAUAGACUGCUGCAAAACCAGGUUUUGUUUAGGGGUUUCCUGUCAUAAGUAUUAUAAGACUUUUCCAAGCUGUCAUCUCUGAAUCGAUUCCAUUUAAGAUACCGGGAAGAGUGCAAAUGAAACCCCAAACUUGAAAAUGCUCAAGAUUUUAAAUGUCCCAAAUAAUCACAGCCACAUGUCAUUGUGAAUUUAAGAAAACAGUGAAUUUAUCUCCUGUCUUUAGGAGCAGUUUCAACUUUGGACUGUGCUUUGCAAAACCAAAAUCUUGACUUGGCCAUCUUAUACAUCUUAUAUGCGAGAGCCUCUUAAAAGUCCUCAGAACAAGGAGAAAUGGGAACAGCUCUGUCCUGAGGGUUUAUUGAUUAGCUGAGCAGGCCUUCCUCUUUGCUGUCAUUUCCUUUGUCAUAAAGUGGGAGGCGGCCAGAUGCUCUGGGAUGCUCCUAUGGAAGAAGAAAUAUUCUGCCCCUCCUUCUUUGUUGAAAAGACCCAGUGGCUGUGCCACCUCUGCCUUUCUCUUGUGUAACUCCCAAAACUACAUGCUUGACUUGAUGCUGAAGACAGUACUCUUCACCUUAAUAACCAAGCAAGUUCUAAGUUUAUUUUGUUUCUUCUCUGUCGCCCUUUCUCAGAAACGGAAUUCAGGAUAGCAGUAUUUUUCUUCAUAUUAGCUGUUGAGACUUUUUUAAAAAUAAAAGAUGGAAAAACUGU